ACCGCCUCCUCUUUUCCUUCUCCUCCACCUCCUCCGCCGCCUGACGAGGGGACGGGGGUGGCAGUCGCUGAGAGGAGGCAGCGGGGGGUCGGCGAGGCAGGAGACAGCCUGCGAGGCUCCGCCGGUCCGGGCUGCUUCUCGUCCUCUUUCUCCUGCGUGCAGAGCGCUGAGAACCGGCCAUGGUGAAGGUGUCGUUCAACUCCGCGUUGGCGCAGAAGGAGGCUGCGAAGAAGGAGGAGGAGAACAGCCAGGUGCUGAUCCUGCCGCCGGACAGCAAGGACCCUGAGGAUGCUGUGCCUGUUGGGCAGAGGAGGGCCUGGUGCUGGUGCAUGUGCUUUGGAUUGGCCUUUAUGCUGGCUGGUGUGAUCCUGGGUGGUGCCUAUCUGUACAAAUAUUUUGCAUUCCAGCAGGGUGAUGUGUAUUUCUGCGGAAUAAAGUACAUUGAAGAUGGCUUAAGUUUACCUGAGGCUGGGGCAGAGGCUCAGCGUGCUCACUACCACACAAUUGAGCAAAAUAUUCAGAUCCUGGAGGAAGAAGAUGUUGAGUUUAUCAGUGUGCCAGUCCCUGAAUUUGCUGAUAGUGAUCCUGCUGAUAUAGUCCAUGACUUCCACCGGAGACUCACUGCCUAUCUUGACCUUAGCCUGGAUAAGUGCUAUGUGAUUCCUCUGAACACUUCAGUUGUUAUGCCACCAAAAAAUUUCCUGGAGCUGCUCAUCAAUAUCAAGGCUGGAACAUACUUGCCUCAGUCCUAUUUGAUUCAUGAACAGAUGAUCGUUACUGAUCGCAUAGAAAAUGUGGAUCAGCUGGGAUUCUUUAUUUACCGCCUCUGCCGUGGCAAGGAAACCUAUAAACUACAGCGCAAAGAAACCAUGAAAGGAAUUCAGAAGCGUGAAGCCGCCAAUUGCCGAAAGAUUCGACACUUUGAGAACAGGUUUGCUAUGGAAACGCUCAUCUGUGAACAGUAAUGAGGAAUAUUACUGUUACAGAAGACUUAAAAAAUUACAGUAUGACCCCACCCUUUGUAUUGUGUGCAGUGAUUAUUUUUUAAAAUCUUCUUUUAUGUAAGUAGUGGACCGGGCUUUCUUGCUGAACACCUUCCAUACUUUUCAUCUCAUGAUACAUGUAAAAUCAAUAUGUUUUAGUUUUUUCCUUAUUUUCAGGUGUGGUGUUCUUAUAUUUGAAUAGCAAUUGUAUAAAGACUUAGUUGCUAGUACAUUUCACGUGAUGAAUCUUGAAUACUAGGAAGAGGAGGAAGUCUUUGAAAUAUCCACCAGUUUUUAAACAAGUAAAAUUGAAAAGAAUUAUUAAUGUACAAAUGGACUGCAAGAGCUACUUCUAACUGUAAUAUUACCUGCUAUAUAGUUUGUUACAGCAUAUAGACAAAUCUGUAUUUGACUCUCCCUAACCAAGUGCAAUUUGUUUUGGUUUUAAAAUAUUGUCAUAUUUACCUUUUUAGGUUGAUUUCUGACUUGAUGUUUUGAAAUGGCAAGUGUUUGCUGUAACAAUCUUUUAGAAAAUUAAGAAGUAACUUAUGUUACUAACUUGUAUAUAAUCCAUGUAUGUGCAAUGGAAAAUAAACCUUAUAAACCUGUUUGUCUAAAA
Chiroxiphia lanceolata (lance-tailed manakin) is the source of this 1602-nucleotide messenger RNA. RefSeq names its product integral membrane protein 2B (gene ITM2B). The transcript is spliced from 6 exons. The coding region runs from base 180 to 965 and encodes 261 amino acids. Gene Ontology annotation, biological process: negative regulation of amyloid precursor protein biosynthetic process. The record is from RefSeq and is a predicted model, not a curated record. Lineage: Eukaryota; Metazoa; Chordata; Aves; Passeriformes; Pipridae. Gene Ontology annotation, molecular function: amyloid-beta binding. Gene Ontology annotation, cellular component: plasma membrane; Golgi apparatus; extracellular exosome.